Cercopithifilaria johnstoni is the source of this 519-nucleotide messenger RNA. NCBI's taxonomy places the organism in Eukaryota, Metazoa, Nematoda, Chromadorea, Rhabditida, Onchocercidae. The record is from the annotation of a GenBank genome assembly.
AUGAAAGCUUAUGACGAAGGCAUUCCACUAAAACUUGAAUAUAAACAAACCUAUAAAUUAAUGUAUAAAAGUAACAAGGGUUUCCGUGAAUUAUCAUCACCGACAUAUUUCACCGCCUUAAUUCCCGGAUGUUUGGCAAAUGUGUUUUUUUACGGAGCAAUAUUGGUAAAUUUGUUAAUUGCGGUGAAUAGAUACUGCGCAUUUGCAUAUCCUCUGAACUAUCACUUUUAUUGGACCGUACCGAAAGCUCGCUGUGCGGGAAUUAUUGUCUAUUUCUUCGGGUUUCUACUAUGUUUGCCUAGCAUUUUUGAACCAUGCACCCUUAUUUUUAGUACGGAAAUGGAUUUUCGUUGGCAUUGCAGCAACACGGGUUGCGGUGACAUAAAUUCGAUGUUCGACACAGUGUUCACUGUUUCGAUGAUGAACAUAGCAGGAUGUAUCGACUUCAUGACGUUUUUGUGGAUUAGAAGUCGCAGUGAAGUUACCAUUUGCUAUUAUUUCAUUAAUUAUCUUCGAUAA